This is a messenger RNA of Babjeviella inositovora NRRL Y-12698, 909 nucleotides long. RefSeq names its product low molecular weight protein-tyrosine-phosphatase. Bases 119 to 628 code for a protein of 169 amino acids. The transcript is spliced from 4 exons. The record is from RefSeq and is a predicted model, not a curated record. Gene Ontology annotation, biological process: protein dephosphorylation. NCBI's taxonomy places the organism in Eukaryota, Fungi, Ascomycota, Pichiomycetes, Serinales. Gene Ontology annotation, molecular function: protein tyrosine phosphatase activity.
UGCCGAUCAUGCGACAACAGAUUCCCCACAGGUUCCUGCACAUGUAAACCCCAUUCACCCACCUCUUUAAACACCAGAGAACUGCGAGUCUCGACGUUUUACCGACUGAAAUUCCAAAAUGGACCAAAAACUAUCGGUAGCCUUUGUCUGCUUUGGAAAUAUAUGCCGUUCACCAAUGGCUGAGGCCAUUUUUAGAAAGAAGGUCGAAGACUUAGGCUUGUCGCACCACUUUGACUGUAUUGAUUCUUUUGCCGUGUCGGGCCUCAACAAAGGCAAGGAUCCCGACGCGCGAACGGUACACGUGUGUGAAAGCCGGGGCGUUCCCAUCAGCCACAAGGCCAAGCAACUCUCGAUUUCGGACCACAACAAGUUCAACUACAUUUUUGGAAUGGAUGAGAACAACGUGAACCGCCUCUCGGCGUACAAUCCGCGCAAAGCCAAGGCGCGUGUAGGUCUCUUUGGUGAGUGGAACGCCAAGCCCGCAGAGUUCGAAACAGUGGUGGAUGAUCCAUUCCGGUCGGAGGGUUUGAGCGAGUUUGAGCAUAUUUUCGACCAGUUGUCGCACUUUUCCGACGAGUUUUUGAGAUCCGAGGUGCAGGGUCGCCUCAAGCUCAAGGCAAAGUUGUAGGACAGGGUGGAAUAAUUUGCUUAAACAAUUUGUAGUCCGUUGAAAUUAUUCAAUAUCCCAAUAAUGAAACUACAAGGUAUUUAUAGAGGUGUAAUUGGAUUAACUGUGUGGCAGUCACAUGUUACAAUAUUUUGAAAAUGAUUGGGUGGAGCAUAUAGAACUAGAUGUGAGUUGGAAAAUCUAUCAAGCAUGCUCUGGUGGAAAAUGGUGGGAUAAUUCACAGACAAAAGCACCUAGAGCUUAACCUGGAGCUUAACCUGGAACUUAACCUGGAGCUCAAC